AUGACGAAACUCAAGUUUGCUAUUCUUGACGACUAUCAGGGCAUUGCGCCCCCUUACUUUGCCCAUCUCGAGUCGCACGUCGACAUCUCCAGUUUCCCCGAAACCCUCGACCCCCGCGAUCCGGUAACGCACGAUGCUCUUAUUCAACGGCUGCUUCCCUUCGAUGUGAUCUUAGCAAUGCGCGAGCGAACUCCGUUUGCUGCCAAGACGAUCUCCGCGCUGCCGAAUUUAAAACUCCUCUUGACCACCGGAACCCGGAAUCUCUCGCUAGACCUCGAAGCCUUUGCGUGUGCCAAUGUUCCAGUCGCGGGCACUGAAGGGCGACCCCCUGGUGUCAAUUCGACCGUCCAACAUACCUGGGCCCUGAUUCUAGCGCUUGCUCGGAAUGUGGCACGCGAUGAUGCGGCAGUCAAACGGGGUGAAUGGCAGGGCUCUCUGGGGUUAAAUCUGUCUGAAAAGACCCUCGGACUACUCGGUCUAGGGAAACUCGGAUCUCAGGUAGGAAAGAUUGCAGUGCUUGCCUUUGGGAUGAAAGUGUCCGCCUGGUCAACCAAUUUGACCCAAGAAAAGGCCGAUGAGCAAGCUCAAGCUCAAGGCUUGCCUGCUGGAUCAUUCGUGGUCGCCCCAUCCAAAGCAGAAUUCUUUGCGCAGGCUGAUGUUGUGAGCUUACACAACGUGCUCUCCGACCGAAGCCGCGGCAUCGUCGGGACUGCCGAGUUGGCCAAAAUGCGAUCCACUGCAUUGAUUGUUAACACUGCCCGUGGACCCCUGAUCGACGAGGCGGCCCUCCUCGAGGCUCUGAAUGCAGGUCGCAUUCGUGGCGCGGCACUCGAUGUCUUUGAUCCAGAGCCAUUGCCUCUUGACAGCCCAUGGCGGACAACUCCGUGGGGUCAAGACGGGCGCAGUGAGGUGGUCCUGUCGCCCCACAUGGGAUAUGGGGAAGAAGAACUCCUGCGCGGUUGGUAUCGGGAGACAGCGGAGAAUCUGGAGAGGUGGCUUCAGGGGGAGGAACUGGUACGCAAGAUGAAUUGA
This is a messenger RNA of Penicillium antarcticum, 1032 nucleotides long. Its product is annotated as D-2-hydroxyacid dehydrogenase family protein. Lineage: Eukaryota; Fungi; Ascomycota; Eurotiomycetes; Eurotiales; Aspergillaceae. The transcript has a single exon. The record is from RefSeq and is a predicted model, not a curated record. Gene Ontology annotation, molecular function: NAD binding; oxidoreductase activity, acting on the CH-OH group of donors, NAD or NADP as acceptor. Bases 1 to 1032 code for a protein of 343 amino acids.